CCGGCGCCCAGGUGCUGACGGGACCCCCACCCUCCCUCACCCCCAUCGCCCCCCGCAGACCCGAUCCGGCACCUGUCUGACAGCCGAUGACACCUCGCUUUUCAUCUAACCGUGUACCCUACUUCAAAACGUUGCACGUUUACUGUUCCCACACCGGAGCGGCCAGCGACAGCCAAGGAUUAAAUCACGACUAUGUGUUCGUGAGCCCCGUGGAGGUGGACUCUGAAGGCUUAUACCUGAGCCAUGACCUGAGCAGACACAGCCACCGCAGCAGAAGGUCCCUCUCCUCCCUCAGCCCCCCCUCCUCUCUGCACUACCACCUGUCCGCCUUUGGUCGGGACAUGCAGCUGGACCUGCGGCCCUCGUCUGUGGUGGGCCCAGGCUUCACUGUACAGACUCUGAGCGCUGACGGCGUCUCCACGGUGAAGGGGGAUCCUGCAUAUCACAACUGUCUCUAUCAGGGAAUAGUCCACAAUGUGUCAUCUUCAUCUGCUGCUAUUUCCACAUGUGCAGGCCUGUCAGGUUUGAUCCGGAUAUCUCAGGAGGAGUACUUGAUCUCACCACUCCCAGACCACUUGGCUCAAAAGCACAACUACAAUGCCCCGGAAGGCCAUCACCCUCAUGUGGUCUACAAGCGCUCAGCGGAACACAUUAUAAACCGCAGAUCUGCACCACCGUCUUCAGCCAAUUCCUCCAGAUCUGACAGCCCAUAUCACCAUGACCACCAUCAGCCCCACCACCAUGACGACCAGCAAGACAAGAUGCACUUCUGUGGACGCCGCAAGCAAUACGCUCCCAAGCCCCCCACUGCGGACCGCUUCAUCAUGCCGGACGAGUUUGCUGUGCCCGGGGAGGAAGGGGCGGGGAGGGCAAAGAGAUCGCCCAUCCUGUCCAACCGGGUGGGCUCCCUGAACGUGGAGACCCUGGUGGUGGCAGACAGAAAGAUGCUGGAGAAACACGGCCGAGACAACGUUACCACCUACGUACUGACUGUCAUGAACAUGGUUUCCAGUCUUUUCAAAGAUGGCACCAUUGGGACUGAUAUCAAUGUUGUGGUGGUCAGCUUGCUAUUACUGGAACAAGAUCCUGUGGGUUUGACCAUAAAUCACCAUGCAGACCAGUCACUCAACAGCUUCUGCCAGUGGCAGUCUGGGCUGAUGGGUAAGGGCGGAAAAAGACACGACCACGCGGUUCUACUCACUGGACUAGACAUAUGCUCCUGGAAGAAUGAGCCCUGUGACACACUGGGCUUUGCUCCCAUCAGUGGUAUGUGCAGUAAAUACAGGAGCUGCACCAUCAAUGAGGACACUGGGCUGGGCUUGGCUUUUACUAUAGCGCAUGAAUCUGGACACAAUUUUGGGAUGAUCCACGAUGGAGAAGGAAACCCAUGCAGAAAGACUGAAGGCAACAUCAUGUCCCCCACACUCGCUGGAAACAACGGGGUCUUCUCGUGGUCGACCUGCAGUCGGCAGUACCUGAGCCGUUUCCUUGGAACAGCUCAGGCUUCCUGUCUGGUGGAUGAGCCGAGGCAGAUUGGCCAAUACAAGUACCCUGAGCAACUCCCGGGACAGCUUUAUGAUGCUGAUAUACAAUGCAAGUGGCAGUUCGGGGUCAAAGCCAAACUUUGCAGUCUAGACUUUGUGAAGGACAUCUGCAAAUCUCUGUGGUGUCACCGCACUGGGCAGCGCUGUGAAACCAAGUUCAUGCCAGCAGCAGAGGGCACCACCUGCGGCCCCGACAUGUGGUGUCGAAGGGGACAGUGCGUGAAGUACGGGGAGCACGGUCCGAAGGCGAUCCAUGGACAGUGGUCCGCCUGGUCCGAGUGGUCCGAGUGCUCCAGGACGUGUGGGGGAGGGGUCAUGUAUCGGGAGCGCUCCUGCAGCAGUCCAAGGCCACAGAACAAUGGUAAAUUCUGUGAAGGAUCCAGUCGUCUGAACCAGCUCUGCAACACUCGCCCGUGUCCUCCCAGUGCACUGGACUUCAGAGCCCAGCAGUGCGCAGAAUAUAACAGCAAACCUUUCAGAGGCUGGUACUACAAGUGGAAGCCCUACACCAAAGUGGAUGAUGAAGACAUAUGUAAGCUUUACUGCAUCGCUGAAGACUACGACUUCUUUUUCGCCAUGUCCAGCAAAGUCAAAGAUGGUACUUCCUGUUCUGAACACAAAGGGGAUGUCUGCAUUGAUGGAGUCUGUGAGGCUGUAGGCUGCGACCAGAUGUUGGGCUCCAAGGCCUCCCUGGACGCUUGUGGGGUGUGUAAAGGUGACAACUCCUCGUGCAAGUUCUUCAAGGGCCAGUACACGCUCCAGCACCGAGCAAAUGAGUACUACUCCAUGGUCACAGUCCCAGCUGGCGCUCGCAGCAUCCGCAUCCAGGAGAAGGAGGUUUCCACCAGCUAUCUGGCAGCUCGCUCACUCAAGAGGAAAUACUACCUGACCGGGGACUGGACCGUUGACUGGCCAGGGAAGUUCCACUUUGGCGGGACAGUGUUUGACUACCAGCGCUCUUUCAACAAGCCGGAGAGCCUGUACGCGGCUGGACCCACUAAUGAGACGCUUGUGUUUGAAAUCCUGCUCCAGGGCAAAAACCCGGGCGUAGUGUGGGAGUACACUCUGCCCCGUACGGAGAGGAAACCGGACUACAGCUGGGGCGUGGUGCGCUCUGACUGCUCCGCUCCCUGUGCUGGAGGCCGGAUCUCCACCAAGGCCAUCUGUCUGCAGGACCAGAAGGUGCAGGUCAACUCCAGCAUGUGUAAUCCCCACACCAAACCCACUCUGGGCUCACAUCUGUGCAACACUCAGCCCUGCCCUGCCUACUGGUCAGCCGGAGAGUGGGGAGCGUGCAGCCGUUCGUGUGGAGGGGGGCAGCAGACCCGGGUGCUGCGCUGCCACAGGAGGGUCACCUAUCAGAGGGAGGAGACCGUGGUUCAGUCUCUGUGUCCUGUCAUGUCUCCAGCCCAAGUCCAGCCCUGUAACACUCAGGCCUGUCCCCCCGAAUGGAGCACAGGGGCAUGGUCACAGUGCUCCAAGACGUGUGGUCGAGGUAUGAGGAAGAGAAGUGUGUUCUGUCGGAGCACAGAUCCUGGAGCCUCUGCGGUGGUGGUUCCUGACAGUAUGUGCAGACAGCAUCACAGACCUAAAGCCCAAGAGAUCUGUGUCCUGCGGCGAUGCCCCAAGAGUGACAGGCUGCUGUGGACCCCGACUACCUGGGGAGAGUGCUCCAGGUCGUGUGGCUCUGGGGUCCAGAAGCGAGAGCUGCAAUGUGGGGAGAGAGACACUCGUGGAGGGUUUGUGGAGCUCCCCUCUCGACGGUGCAGGAACAUGGCCAAACCCCUGCUUGACCUCCAGCAGCCCUGUAACCGUGGAGCCUGCCCUGAGCCGCCCCACAUCAGUCCAGGCAGACCCCCAUCCAGCACCAUGGUCUCCGGAUGGUCCUCUCCAUGGCAACAGUGCUCUGUGUCAUGUGGUGGAGGGGUCCAGACUCGACUGGUCCAGUGUCUGCGCCAGGGUCGGCCCACAGCUGGCUGCCUGCCUCACCAGAGACCGGUCACUUCCAGAGCCUGCAACACUCACUUCUGCCCCGCUGUGCCCCCUAUGCCCGGACACAGGCCCCCGUGGGUCACUGCAGCCGCUCCUCCUCGCAAAGAUGAACACUGUGUGGACCUGUUCAGCUGGUGCCACUUGGUUCCUCAACACGGCGUAUGUAACCACAAGUUUUAUGGACAGCAGUGCUGCAAGUCAUGCUCCAGCAAACGACACUAGCACACAGUGACAGAGAGCAGCUGCUGCCCAAGCAUCAUCCCCGCUCUGAACAGUGGAUCAGACCCACAGCACAGGACUGUCUCACAGCUGUGUUCUUCCUGGAAUACUUGACUAAUCCAUUUUUUAGAAGGAGAGAGACCACAUAGACUUUCUGCUAAGAAAAGCAAAAUGGCUGCUGGUGCUCACUUUUGAAAGACAUUGCACUGGAAUAGAAAAAUCGAUAUGUCAGAGUCGGACACAAUGUUUCUACGUAUAGUAAGCCCUUUUAAAUAUGUUCCUAUUGAACCCUCUAAAACAAGCCAUUCAUGACAGUAGAGGACGGACUUUCCUAAUAUGUUGUGAAAGGGUUUUGGUGCCAUACACCUUUAUUUAAGUUAUUACAGUCUGUAUUGUUAAUGAGAUCAUGUGUCUGUGCUAUGUUAUUGUG
Boleophthalmus pectinirostris (great blue-spotted mudskipper) is the source of this 4185-nucleotide messenger RNA. RefSeq names its product ADAM metallopeptidase with thrombospondin type 1 motif, 18 (gene adamts18). NCBI's taxonomy places the organism in Eukaryota, Metazoa, Chordata, Actinopteri, Gobiiformes, Gobiidae. The transcript has 24 exons. Gene Ontology annotation, molecular function: metalloendopeptidase activity. Gene Ontology annotation, biological process: extracellular matrix organization; proteolysis. The coding region runs from base 87 to 3758 and encodes 1223 amino acids. Gene Ontology annotation, cellular component: extracellular matrix. The record is from RefSeq and is a predicted model, not a curated record.